GAGUGCAACGUGACACUGCUUGAAAUAUACAUUCAAACAUACGCUAAAAUGAGGUUUUUAUACAAAAAACGACCAUUGUAUCUGACAUCGUAUAAAAUAUAACUCAGAUGUGUGUUGUCGGAAUAAAGAAAGAGAAUAAACAAUAUAGACAUAACUAAACCAAACCAGCCAAAGUAAAGUAACUUCCCUCCAUUGAGAAAAACUCCAUUUUCCCUUAUUCUAAUCAAUGACCCUCUAAAAUAAGGCCAUGAAUAUCCCUAGCCACAAAUUCAUUCAACCUUCAUCUUACUUGGUACAACAACAAAAACAUCUUACACACAUUAAAAUCCAUGUCAUUUAGCUUCAUUUCCAUAGUUUUUAUUUCUUUUGCAUUUCAACACACUUUCUUAUUAUAACUAUCUUUUUUGUCUUGAGAGCAACAUGAACAUGUAUAGCAAAAACAAGGACUAUUACAACAACAAAAACAACCCUUUUGUUGAUGAUUUCAUUGAUCCACUUUGCAAGCUGAACCUAAAAGAAACCUCUGAGUUUGUCAAAUCUUUACCAGUUUCAAACACCAAUGCAGAAAACAGAAGACUCAGCAAUGAUUCUGUAACACAAAUGAGAAAACUAGAAGCUCCUUCUACACCUGGUAGACCACUUUUCAGCUUCAGUUCUUCUUCUUCUUCAAGCAUUGUUGGUAGAAACCUUCCAAGAAAGAGUUUUCCUUCUAAAUGGGAUGAUGCUGAAAAAUGGCUUAUAAGCACUUCUUGUCAUGACUCACCAGCUCAUAAUAACAACACUUUGAAAGGUGUUUCAUCUUUAGAAUCUGGAACAAGACAUUGUGAUAAUGGUUUUAAGCAGAAAAUGGAAGAAGGGUUUUCAGAGAAAUCAAGGGUCAUAGAAGAAAAAGUGUUGUCAAAAAGUGUUACUAAUUUUCAAAGUUCUUCUUCAAGUUUGGACCACAAUAACAGUGUUGGAGCUUUCAAUGGUAUCUCAUGUCCACCAACAGACAUAGUACUAAAAGAUAAGUACACAGACAGCAUAGAGCCAAUUUUACCAAAAUUCCGGUAUUCAGAACCAACAAAAGAAGGAUUCUUAUUCAGAAAUCAAGCUUGUGAGGCAAUGCAUGAAUCUUACACAGAAGUGAUUCAUGAAGUUAAACACAAAGAUGUUGGCACAGAAAUGACUCCAUUAGGAAGUUCCACAACUUCAAGAUGUCACACACCAUUCAAGAGUUCAUCGCCUGCGCGCCAUAACACUCCUGCUAGUAGGUCAGGACCAUUGGCAUUAUCUAACAUUGACAGCAAUGGAUGCAGUGUUGAUGCUAUUCAGCUAGAAGAGUGUCAUUUUUCUAAACUGCAAUUUGGAACGACAAAGUAUGAUUUGGUUGCACCAAAUUGGAGCUCAAGUGAAGAGGAGGAAAAGGAAAUAUCGAAAAGUUUGAGACAUAAUGCUAGUUUGAAAGCCGAUUCUGAUUGUAUAGCUGCCAGUUGGGAAGAAGAUGAGAAGAACAAGUGCUGUCUUAGGUAUCAGAGAGAAGAAGCAAAAAUCCAAGCAUGGAUAAACCUCCAAAAUGCUAAAGCAGAAGCCAGGUCAAAAAAGCUUGAGGUGAAAAUCCAAAAGAUGAGAUCAAACCUAGAAGAGAAGUUAAUGAAGAGGAUGUCAGUGGUUCACAGGAAAGCUGAGGAUUGGAGAGAAACAGCUAGACAACAACACUUAGAGCAAAUGGAGAAAUCAACUCAACAUGCUAAAAAGAUUAUUCAUAGGCAUAACUCACAAUUUUCUAGGCACAGUUCAUGUGGAUGCUUUCCUUGCAAUAACAACCAUUAAACAUGUGUUUGUUCUGCAUCGAUAAAAAAUGAUUUUGAAUGAAUUGCUUUUAUGAAGUUGAUUUUUGUUGAAA
Messenger RNA from Medicago truncatula (barrel medic), 1885 nucleotides. RefSeq lists its product as uncharacterized. The coding region runs from base 421 to 1812 and encodes 463 amino acids. Lineage: Eukaryota; Viridiplantae; Streptophyta; Magnoliopsida; Fabales; Fabaceae. The record is from RefSeq and is a predicted model, not a curated record. The transcript has 4 exons.